UGCAUGCGGUUCGACAUCGAAUCGGGCCACUCCAAAUGCAUAACAGAGGACAUCAAGAUCAGUGCCGUGACUGUUGGCAAGUACUCCCUCGUCAAUCCUAACGAGGGCUAUCCAAUGCCGGACGAUUACAAGCUCACCGUCAAGGUGAACUCACCUCAGGGACACAACUAUCAUCAUUCGGACCAUGUUGACUCGGGUAACUUUGCGUUCACAGCAGGUGAAGGAGGCGACUUCUCGGCAUGUUUCUAUAUGCCCGAGCUCAGGCCCCCGAGGACAAUGGUGAUAGAUUUCGACUGGUGGACUGGCAUCGCUGCCAAGGACUGGUCUAGCGUUGCUAAGAAGGGUACCAUCGAAGCAAUGGAAGUCGAGUUGAAGAAGCUGCUGGACAAGGUUGCAUCCAUUCAUGAUGAGAUGUUUUAUCUUCGAGAGAGAGAGGAAGAGAUGCAAAAGCUUAACCGGUCGACCAACUCCAAGAUGGGCACCUUCAGUUUCCUCUCGCUCCUGAUUUGCUUGUCUGUGGUGGGUCUGCAAUUCUGGCAUCUCAAGUCAUUCUUUGAGAGGAAGAAGCUCCUUUAG
This is a messenger RNA of Eucalyptus grandis, 576 nucleotides long. Its product is annotated as transmembrane emp24 domain-containing protein p24delta7. The record is from RefSeq and is a predicted model, not a curated record. Gene Ontology annotation, biological process: Golgi organization; intracellular protein transport; endoplasmic reticulum to Golgi vesicle-mediated transport. NCBI's taxonomy places the organism in Eukaryota, Viridiplantae, Streptophyta, Magnoliopsida, Myrtales, Myrtaceae. Gene Ontology annotation, cellular component: endoplasmic reticulum; Golgi apparatus; endoplasmic reticulum-Golgi intermediate compartment. The transcript is spliced from 4 exons. The coding region runs from base 4 to 576 and encodes 190 amino acids.